AUGGAGAAGAAUGAAGCAAAGAGGGUUUUGGUCACUUCCAAUGGAGAUGAGAUAUCAGUGAACAUUGCUUUGCAUUUGGCCAGACGUGGUUGCCGGUUGGUUUUGAUGGGAGACGAAGGGUGUUUGAGGAAAGUGAAGGAGAAGAUAACGGAACCGACGGAAGGGGCGGCGGCGGCAACAGUGGCGGUGGUCGGAUUGGAUAUGGAAGAUGGAAGAGAGGGAGGUUUUGACGAAGCUGUUGAUAAGGCAUGGAAUGCGUUUGGACAUUUGGAUGCUCUUGUCAAUUGCUAUGCUUAUCAAGGAAAGAUACAAGAUCAUCUGGAAUUACGUGGAGAAGAGUUGGAAAAGAUCAUAAGAAUAAAUUUCACGGCUGCAAUGUUUCUACUAAAUGCCGUGGCCAAGCGCAUGCGAGACCGUAAAUCGGGUGGUUCGAUCGUGUUCAUGACCACAAUACUCGGUGCUGAAAGAGGACUUCAUCGAGGUGCUGCUGCUUAUGGUUCGUGCUUGGCUGCAGUGCAGCAGCUAACAAGAUUAUCAGCUUUGGAGAUCGGGAAACACAAGAUCAGGGUCAAUGCAAUCGCUCGUGGCUUGCACUUGGAAGACGAAUAUCUGAUGUGGGAGGGGAAGGAAACGGCAGAGAAAUUGGUGAAAGACGCAGUGCCAUUGAAGAGAUGGCUGGAGAUUAAACACGACCUGGCUUCGACUGUCGUGUACUUGAUCAGCGAUGGUUCACGAUAUAUGACCGGGACUACUGUAUUCGUAGAUGGGGCGCAGUCUUUAACCAGGCCUCGUAUGAGAUCGUUUAUGUAG
Molecule: messenger RNA, 810 nt
Organism: Hibiscus syriacus
Lineage: Eukaryota; Viridiplantae; Streptophyta; Magnoliopsida; Malvales; Malvaceae
Product: 2-dehydro-3-deoxy-D-gluconate 5-dehydrogenase-like
Exons: 3
Coding region: 1-810 (269 amino acids)
Source: RefSeq, a predicted model, not a curated record